AUGCUACAGGGGCUCUUCGCCAACUACAUUUCGAGCCUUUUUCCUAACAUCACCGACAGUCUUCGUCUACGCCUCGCGUCCUCCGUGGUUCUUCGACGGAGGAGGAUCUUGUACAGGCGGUCACGUUAUGGAGACAGUCCAAUUCGAGCCAAGAAGACAGUGUCACAACCUCAAAUCGACAUGCCCCAAAGCCAACGCCAGGAUCCUCUCGUGCUGGAUCUCGCGGAUGAAGCCGCACCGGCUCCGGUGGUGGAACAUGCUUCGGCAAAGAGCAUCGUGCGCUCUCUUGCGCCCAGCGCCACGACAUUGGCCGUCGAGGACUACAGAAAGGCCUCAACACCAUCCGUGAUUUCGGCCGCGAAGACGGUUGCCCUGGAAGAUCACGAGGAUCUCAAUUUUCCGCCACCGCCAAACGGUCGAGUCAAAGGCCGUUAUAAAGUGCUGACGAGGCAGCGCUGGGAGUCUCACCAGGAAUAUCUCAACUCUCUCCCAAACCCUUUCCAGCUCGUAAAUGAUAAAUCUGUGACCACUAGCCCAUACCUCGACAGUCAAGGCAAUCAUGUCACAAUGGAUACCCUCGUAGAACACUUUGACAAGGUCAAUGCAGCGAAACGAAAACUCAAGGCUGACCUGCAUUCCGAUUGGAACGAGUGUCACAAGAUAGUGCCGGAACUAAUCUGCCCCUUUUGCCUCUACGCUCUCCCGAGUCUUUCUAUAAGCGACGACGAACAAUGGAGAGCCCACAUCACGAACGACCUCCACGCAUACGUGUGUCUGUUUGACGAGUGCGACAAGCCGGAAGAGCUGCACCGUCACAGUAGCGACUGGCUGCAGCACAUGAGAAUGCACACGUUGCGUUGGCGCUGCAACUCGAAGUCACACGGCGCGCAGACUUUCCUCACAGAGGAACAGUAUCUGAGACACAUGAGAGGAGUCCACACAGGAUGUUUCACGGAACCACAGCUCCGUGCACUCGCCGAGAGAAAUGCCCGGCCGAUCGGGCCGAUGUUCACGCUUUGCCCAAUCUGCGGCGCGACAGAGGCUACAGACACCCUGGAGGCGCACAUCGUAGGCCACUUGCGGGGUCUCGCGCUCAGAUCUCUGCCGCCAUUCGAGGAUGUGGGCUCGGAAAGCUCCAAGGAAAACGGCUCGGGAGCUUCCAGACCGAUGAGCAGAUCCACAAUCAAAAACGAUCGCGACAGAUAUACCACCCCGAGUUUUGCAGACGUUGGUGGCAACUGGACCUGGGAUUUCGACACACCGGACCCGUCUAGUCCUUAUGCGCGGUCGGGAGGUUACAGGAAUUAUAUUGCCGCGAUUUCAGACGAUGCCGGCUCCGGGCGGCAGAAUGCACCACCCGGAUCGCAUUUUGUCCCGCCUGACAGCAUUGACGCGGAAAACGAGUUUUCUGCAACUGCAGGCAGCUUCUCGGACGACCCAUCGAGCCGCUUUGUAGAGGGGUCGCUGUUCGAUGGCAUACGGACUGAGGACCGCAUGAAUUACGAGUGGGGUUUCACGAUCAGGGCUGGAGACAAAAACCUCGAAAACGAUCACGUGGUCCGGUCAAUGCUUGACUAUAAGCGCCGGCCCAAGCGCCAGGCCAGACACUCGGUCGAGAAAUCAGACCUGCGUUUGAAGCACAUAACCGAGGCCGUCGCUCGCCAGGUGCUCUCUAGUAUCGUCGUCAUUCGCCACGAAAAGUUGAACAAUCCCAACGAAGUGGACGAGGAAGGAUACCCAUGGCAGCCGUCGUGGGAACGCGUAACGCGGACAGAGGAGGCCGACGGGCCCCUAGUAGUACUCAACCGCGUGCUCCAUAAACUCGCCAUGGACGGGCCCGUGGCCGACAAGAAGGCCAAACUCAGCUCGCUCAUACAACAGCAGUUGGAGGAAACACAUGCCCUCCUGGAAGAGAAGGACCCCGACCGUCGGUACCGUUACAUCCUGGCCCAGCUGGACUGGAAGGUGAGGAACGUCGACAAGUCAACUUUCUACUUCAAAACGGAGAUGAAGAGCAAGAGCAAGAAGGAUGGCGAGGAUGGCGAGGAUGGCAAGGAUGGCGAGGAUGGCGAGGAUGGCGAGGACGGCAACGACGGCGAGGAUGGCGAGGACGGCAACGACGGCGAGGAUGGCAAGAAGGAUGAGAAGCCCAAGGCAUCCAAGAUGGAGACGGCCAAGUCAUCCAAGUCCAAGUCCAAGUCCAAAUCCAAGACCAGGAAAAAGCGCGCCUCUGUCACGGCGUACUUCAAGAGGGUACCGAAAGACAGUGAAAACGCGCUCAAGAUGCUGGAGGAGCUCUUGGAGUCCAAGAUAACGCGACAGCAGCCCAGCAGCAACCACAGUGAGGAGGCGACCAGCCUGUCGGUGUCCAACCCGUCGGCGGACACCCGGUAG
Purpureocillium takamizusanense is the source of this 2394-nucleotide messenger RNA. RefSeq lists its product as uncharacterized. The record is from RefSeq and is a predicted model, not a curated record. The transcript has 2 exons. NCBI's taxonomy places the organism in Eukaryota, Fungi, Ascomycota, Sordariomycetes, Hypocreales, Ophiocordycipitaceae. Bases 1 to 2394 code for a protein of 797 amino acids.